Prunus avium (sweet cherry) is the source of this 1245-nucleotide messenger RNA. RefSeq lists its product as uncharacterized. NCBI's taxonomy places the organism in Eukaryota, Viridiplantae, Streptophyta, Magnoliopsida, Rosales, Rosaceae. Gene Ontology annotation, molecular function: protein binding. The record is from RefSeq and is a predicted model, not a curated record.
AUGUCUAAUAAUUCUCUCAGUGGCAUGAUUCCCCAAUGCUUGACUGCAAUACGCAAUAUCAGUGUACUUAACUUAGCGAGAAACAACCUGACUGGAACUAUUUCUAAUGUUGAAGUUUCUAAGGAUAGUUCACUGGAAGUUCUAGAGAUCGGUAGAAAUCGGUUAGGUGGCCAGGUUCCAAAAUCUCUAGCUAAAUGCACUGAGUUGAAGGUUUUAAACAUGGGAAAUAAUAAUAUAACAGAUAGCUUCCCAUGCUUGUUGAAGAGCAUUUCCACCUUGCGUGUCCUUGUUUUGCGGUCCAACAACUUUUAUGGAGGCAUUGAAUGUCUCAACACCAAUGGCACCUGGCCAGGGCUUCAAAUCAUAGACCUAGCUCACAAUAACUUUCGCGGUGAAAUACAAGGAAUACUUUGGAGAACAUGGCAGAAAAUGAUGGUUACCGAAGAUGGUUUCCAAUUGACAAUCAAAGGCCAGGAGCUUAGAAGGAUAUAUAAUUCGGACAGAAUGAGCUUGGCAACAAACAGGAAUGGAUUUAAGGAGGUUUCUUUGGUCUUUGAGUAUGGUAUAAGUAUAACAGUUACUAACAAAGGUUCAGAGAUGAAUCUGGUAAAGAUUCUAUCUAUCUUCACCUUGAUUGACUUCUCAUGCAACAAUUUCAGUGGACCAAUACCUAAGGAAAUGGGAGAAUUGAAAUCACUACAUGCCCUUAACUUGUCCAGAAAUGCUUUCACAGGCGAAAUCCCAUCCUCAUUUGGUAACAUGAGCGCACUCGAGUGCUUGGACCUGUCACAGAACAAGUUGAGCGGGCACAUUCCACCACAGUUGGGAAAACUUACUUUCCUUUCGUUCUUGAAUCUCUCAAAUAAUCAACUAGUCGGCAGGAUCCCAACCAGCACUCAGUUUUCAACAUUUCCAAAAGCCUCAUUUACAGGAAAUAAAGGACUAUGGGGGCCUCCUUUGACAGUGGAUAACAAAGCAGGAUUGUCACCACCACCAACAGUGAAUGGAAGGCCUCCAAAUUCUGGACAUAAUCAUGAGGUUAAUUGGGAUCUUAUCAGUGUCGAAAUUGGAUUUACAUUGGGCUUUGGAGUUGCCAUUGGGUCACUCGUGUUCUGCAAGAGAUGGAGUAAGUGGUAUUACAGAGCUGUGUACAACAUCCUUCUCAAGAUAUUCCCUCAGUUGGAGGAAAGAAUUGGUAUUCAUCGAAGACAUGUUCACAUAAAUCAGCGGUGGUGGAGACGUUGA